Molecule: messenger RNA, 2088 nt
Organism: Closterium sp. Yama58-4
Lineage: Eukaryota; Viridiplantae; Streptophyta; Zygnematophyceae; Desmidiales; Closteriaceae
Source: the annotation of a GenBank genome assembly
AUGUCUGGUCUACCCGACGGCGUCGCUGCGUCGAGCAGCACUAAACCUGCGAAACCGCCAAUUUCAGGCGAAUUGAGCAGCACUGGUAACAUCAGCAUCGCCGACACCGAAGCAGAUUCGGACUCCAUGACCAAGCCGCUCGUCUCUCGCAGGGACGACGACGACGAAAACGACGAAAUUGGCGAUAACGACGAAGAAACCGGAGGACUGACAGGAGCGAAGGCAGGACGACCCGCCAUGGCGAAAUUCUCAGAGGAAACCGGCGAAAGCGGGGAAAGCGGUCGUUUUGGCGCCAGCGGUCAUCUGAAUCUGGACGCUUCCGCGUCCGUGUUCAACGCGUCCGAACGUCCCAUUCGCGAGCCCAUCUGGGCCGGAGCUUUCAUCAUCUGCGCCGCGGUUUUCGUUCUGCGGGAGUUUUCGUGGUUCAUCCGACCGUUGCUGUCCCUUAACUCCUUCGCGUCGCGUUUCUUCUCUCUCGAAGCGCUCUCCGCGCUCGCCAUCGCCCUGGUGUCGAUCUUCCCGACGAUGUUCGUUUUCCUCGUCUGCGUUAGAAGGAUGUCCGUUAAGCUCGUCAGGGGGUGCCUCAGAGUUACUGUAGCGUUCUUCGUUAUUCACAGCCUCAUGGCGCUUCACACGCCGCCUCCCCCGCCGGGAUCCCCGGCGGCCCCUGCGGCGCCUGACGCGCCCCCACAGUCCGCGAUUUCCGGGGCACCCUUAUCCCUAUCCACGUCAGCAGCCGCGCAUGGGGGUAUCGGCGGCCAAUCAGCGGCGAGCAUUUUGGAGUCCGCGGCUCCAUUCUCCAUGUCGCGAUUCCUGCGUGACACGUCAGCAGACGGAUCCCACAUCCACGUCAUCACUGCCACGUUUACUAACCACAUCGCUGCUUAUCUCAACAGGCGAAAGCUGCAGGACGCUGCGCAAACAGCGGCAUUACAAAAUCCGAACCCGUCUGCACCUCCCCCUCCUGUAUCUGACCCCAACGCAAAUUACGUCCUCAUGCUACUGGUUUGCAAGGACUACCACCCGCUUUCGUCUACUGUGAUUGGUCGAGCGUCCCAGGCUGUGAUGACCCGAGCCCGGGGUCUCAUUGUGGGGCAUGACCCGCUGUUUGGAUCGCCUGAUUCGCCGUUUCAUUCCCAGGAGGAGCGAUGUGUCGUAUGGAGUGACACUAUAGCGGUUCAGCACUGGCUGUCCCCUCUCGCUGUAAUCUUCCUCUUUAUAGGCAUCUGGAUGGCGUAUCAAAUCGGCGUAACCCUCCAAUUCAUCGCCGCAGCUACAGUAGCGCAGGUCUACAGUAACAGAGACUACAACCAAUCAGACAACACCACCAGCAGCAGCAGCAGCAGCAGCAGCAGCAGCAGCAGCAGCAGCAGCAGCAGGGAGGGGACCUUGAGAGAUGAAGCGGGAGGGUGGUUCGAUCGAGACGCUCUAGUGGAUCGAUGGAACAUCGUAGCCCGAGCAGUCAAGCUAGCUUACUCCUCUUCUAUGGGCACUAUCUGUCUAGUCAGCUUUAUCCUGACUCUGGCAACGGUGGUGUCUGUGCUGCUGAAUGUGUUGGUGAUUUCGCUGUUCGGGAUGUCGGCGAUUGUCGUGGUGCCACGCGUCGCCAUCGCAUUCGCUCUCUUCAUCUUCACGUAUUUCUUCACCUGGUUCGUGGUGGUGGUGGCUGCGAUAUCAGGCCACGGCUCUCGCCGCUCGCUCGCUCUCUCCACUUCUCUGCUGCGCAACCACUUCAAAUCCGCACUAGCUGUGAACCUCACCGCCAAGUGCAUUCUUGGAGUCAUCUCAACCGUCGUCACCCUGCUUCUCCUCCUCUUCCUGGCCGUCCUCAUGCUGCCGCUGUUCGGCCAUCUACUCAAGUCCGACACCAUUCAGGCCCUCUUCGUCUUCCUCCCCGUCGCCCUCGCUGUCGGCAUCACAGUCUUCUCCUUCAAGCUCGUAUUCGUGCCCGUCGUAGCCACCAUGUUUGUGUGCUUCGCGUGGGACAACCGCAUUGAGGUGGAUGCUGCAGGGGGUGCUGCUGCUCCCUUGGCGACUGGGCAGUCUGAGGAGCUGGUGGCUACAGUGGUGCCCAGGUCAACUGGUUAG